This is a messenger RNA of Varanus komodoensis (Komodo dragon), 8112 nucleotides long. Its product is annotated as collagen alpha-6(VI) chain-like. The record is from RefSeq and is a predicted model, not a curated record. Lineage: Eukaryota; Metazoa; Chordata; Lepidosauria; Squamata; Varanidae. The transcript is spliced from 38 exons. Gene Ontology annotation, molecular function: extracellular matrix structural constituent conferring tensile strength. Gene Ontology annotation, biological process: extracellular matrix organization. Bases 394 to 7143 code for a protein of 2249 amino acids.
GGAGAGGCAAUAGCAUCUUGACCAGAAUUAGAAACCUUGGGAAAUGCAAUCCUCUUUUAUCCAGUUUUAAACUGACUAUUUGGAAGGAGGGAAUGUCCCCUCUGAAAAUGAAAGUGAGUUUUAGUUUGUGGAGGGAAGAGGAUCCCACAGAACCAAUGCCCUGAACAAAUCAAGCUCCACCUUUGCUACUUUGGCUUUUGACAGUGAAUUCAGGGCAGAUGAUGUAGUGGAAAUUGCACAGUGGGAUGGGACUGAUGCUGUACAUUUCAUGUAGCUUGGGACCCAUUUCCAGAGAACUAACUCUGUUACAUUGUUGCUUUAUGACAAGAUUAAUAGGAUGCUGCUGACACAGCUGUUCAUAAAAGUGCCAAUUUUUCCUGAAGAGAUGAAGUUAUGAGCAUCUUGUUAACUGAUCUAUUUCCUGGACCAUCUAUGCACAGCCUGAAGAUGUUUCUGACUUUCCUCCUCAUUAUUCUUGGGAUUGAGACUUCUACAAUGCUAGAACUCGCCUCUGAGUCUGCAGAUAUUGUCCUUUUGAUGGACAGUUCCGAUGCCCUUGGCAGAAGGUCUUUUCCCUCUGUGAAAUCUUUUGUUAACAAGAUUAUCAACAAUUUUCCAAACAAAUACCGUGUUGCACUUGUGCAGUACAGUGAUGAUGUGCACAUUGAAUUCCAGCUGGAUAGCUUUAAAGCAAAGAACCCCAUGUUGAACCACAUCAAAAAGAACUUGGCUUUCAGGGGUGGAUCAUUAAGAACUGGGAAUGCCAUACAGAAGGUCCAUGAGACUUUCUUCAAAACCCCAAGCAAAGACAGAAGCCAGAUUUUGGUGGUCUCAACUUCCGGAUUGUCAGUUGAUGAUGUGAGAAGACCUGCAAAGUUAUUACAGGAUGAAGGGAUAAAAGUGAUAGCUUUGGGAACACUGGCUACAACCCAGGAAGAACUGCAGGCAAUGGCCACACAGUCAUUCCACUAUUAUUUUGAUACACCAAGGGAUCUCGUAACAUUUUCUCAAAAUAUGUCUGUUGUCAUUGGAGCUGCUAUACAAGCUGAUAGUAUCCCAGUCAUCUCAACAACUGCUCCACCAAGUAUUAUAGAAACCAUUCCCCCAAAAGGUUGUUCUAAUGAUUCUGUAGCAGAUGUUGUAUUUGUGUUGGAUGAGAGUGUUUCAAACACAGGCGCUGAUGCUACUGCAAAAUUCUUAACCAAUACAAUAAACUCUCUUGAUGUAAAGGAAGAAUGUAUAAAUAUUGGCCUUGUGACAUUCAGUACUGAACCAGAAGUAUUAUCUUAUCUGUACAAGGGAAGAGAUAAAAGUGAUCUGCUGAAGGCAAUUCAGAACUUUUCUCCCAAACAAGGAAAGGCUCACCUUGGUGCUGCCCUGAAUUUUACCAGGAAAACGCUUUUUGCUGAGGCUUAUGGAAGCAGAAAGACUCAAGGGGUGGAACAAGUAGCCAUGGUCAUCACACACAGACCCUCCGAUGACAGCUUGCCUGAAGCAGCUGCACUCCUUCAACGGACUGGUGUGACGGUAUUUGCCAUAGGCAUUGAAGGGGCCAACAUCACCCAGUUAACUCAGGUGGUGUCAUAUCCGCCAGAGCGAAAUGUUAUAUCACGGAUCACAUUUUCCAAUCUUCCAAAUCAGAGCGAGGUUUUUGAGAAGAAACUCUUCAACCAAAUACAUCACAAGCUCUAUGUCCAAGCAGGAAAAAAAGUGCAGCUCAGAACAGGAUGUAUCGACACAGAAAAGGCCGAUAUUUAUUUUCUAAUUGAUGGCUCUUCCAGCAUUCAUCCGAAAUAUUUUGAUGACAUGAAGACUUUUCUGAAGGAAGUGAUCAAGCUCUUUUCUGUAGGGCCUGAUCAGGUUCGAUUCGGAGUGGUGCAAUAUUCAAACAAUGAUAAAAAAGAAUUUGAAAUUGAUGAGCACACUAAAAGUAUCCUUUUGGAAAAAGCCAUUAAUAACAUCAAACAACUGGGAGGAGAUACGUAUACUGGAGCUGCUAUACAUUCUAUGCAGCCCUUGUUUGAAAAAGCAAGAAAGCAGCGUGGCAGCAGCGUGCCCUGCUAUCUCAUCGUGCUGACAGAUGGGGAGGCACAUGACAAUGUGCUGGUACCUGCCAGAGAGCUUAGAAAUACUGCGGUGAACAUCUACGCUAUUGGUGUGAAAGAUGCUAAUAUAACACAGUUGUAUGAGAUUGCAAGCUCAAAGUCCAAGGUUUACUUUGUGCAACAGUUUGAGGCCUUGAAAGAAAUAAAAAAUGAGCUUGUUCGAGACAUAUGCUCUGAGGAAGCUUGUAAGCCAAUGAAAGCUGAUAUCAUGUUCCUAGUGGACAGUUCUCGUAGCAUAGGACCUGAGAACUUCAAGAAAAUGAAGAACUUCAUGAAAGAGCUGGUGAAAAAAUCUGACAUUGGUCCAGACCGUGUGCAGAUUGGUGUUGUCCAGUUCAGUGACAUACCUAAAGAAGAAUUCCCACUCCACAAGCAUUCCACAAAAAGUGAUAUCAUUAAUGCUAUUGGAAGAAUGGCGCUUAUGGACCAAAACACACUCACUGGAGCCGCACUGAACGUCAUUUCCAAUUAUUUUAAACCUACCAAAGGAGCACGGCCUUCAGUCAACAAAAUUCUUAUCCUGAUCACAGAUGGGGAAGCGCAAGAUGAAGUAGCAACUCCAGCAACAGCACUGAGAGAGAAAGGCAUCAUAAUCUAUGCAGUUGGGGUUUUCAAUGCCUAUAAACCACAACUGGAAGAAAUAAGUGGAAGAACUGAUAAGGUGUUUUAUGUGGAAAACUUUGAUAUUCUUAAGCAGUUAGAAAAUGCCAUUAUUUUUGACAUAUGCACUAUCUAUGAGCCUGACGAGUGCAAAAGGAUAGAACGUUUAGAUGUUGUAUUUGUAAUUGAUAGUUCUGGAAGCAUAGGUGAAUGGAACUAUGAAAUCAUGAAGAAUUUUAUGAUCAGCAUCGUGAAUAAAUCUGACGUUGGCCCAGACAAAGUUCAGUUUGGAGCUCUGAAGUAUUCAGAUAAUCCAGAAAACCUGUUCGACCUUAAUACCCACGGUACCAAAUCAGCAGUGAUUGCGGCUAUCCAGAGUGACACCCCUUUAAAUGGCAAUACAUACACCGCCAGGGCUCUGCAGGAUUCAGAAACUCUGUUCACUGAGACACGUGGGAGCCGCAAAUGGAAGGGUGUCCCCCAAGUUCUUAUGGUUAUAACUGAUGGUGACUCCCACGAUACGUACGCCCUUGAUGGAGUCUCAAAGAGUCUUAGGGCCAAUGCAAUUUCUAUCUAUGCCAUUGGGAUAAAAGGAGCAAAUCCUGCUGAACUUCUGACCAUGGCUGGUUCAAAAGAGAACAUGUUUUAUGUGGAUGAAUUUGAAGGACUAAAAAACAUAUCCAAGACACUAUCACAACAACUUUGCAAUAUUUCAAAGCCAGAAUGUGAAAUCCAAGGAGAAUUUGUUUUUUUGAUUGAUGGAUCCACAAGAGUAUCCACAGAAGCCUUCAACAGGAUGAAGGACUUCUUGAAGAAAUUACUUGAUUUGAUUGGUUACAAUAGCAAUAUAAAAGUUGGUAUGGCCCAAUUUAGUGAAAAUUACCAAGAAGAAUUCAGCCUUGGCAAUUAUCAGAAUUCUUCAGAGCUGAAGGAUAAGAUAGAUAAUGUUUCAGGGAUGCAAGGUGAUAAAACGUACAUGGGAAAGGCUCUCAGAGAAGUGAAAUCCUUCUUUAAAUCACCAAAACAGAGAAUUGCUCGAAAUAUCCACCAGAAGUUACUGUUAAUUACUGAUGGAAAGUCAGAUGACAACAUUGCUGAGCCAGCAAAGGUUUUGAGGGACAAUGGUGUGGAAAUCCAUGCAAUUGGAGUGGGAAAGGUCAAUCACAUGCAGCUUCAACUGAUAACUAACUCCCCAGAAAGAAAAUAUACAGUAGCUAAUUACAAUGAACUGUCAAAUGUUGCAAAACAUGUAAUAGAAGAAAUGUGUCAACCUGUUAAAUCAACUUGUUUUGUGGAUGUUGUUCUUGGCUUUGAUAUAACAUCCCAGAAGUCAGGAGACAACUUCUUCAGUAAUCAGCGCCUUUUGAAGGCCUACCUUCCUGAUAUUUUAAAGCGCUUUACAUCUUCAAGUUCUGUGAGCUGCAAUAGAGGAACAAAUACACAGUUCAGUGUGGCGAUCCCAAGAGAAAAUACAGACCAAUCACACUUGGCAAAUCUCCAAGUUGAACAUGAAAAAAUCCUAAAGAAUCUCAAGGACACUGUGGUCAACAGGCCUUCUCUUCUCAAUGUGCAGUUCUUGGACACUCUUUGGAAUGCAUUUCAAAACAUUUCUGAUAAUAGAAACCGAAGCAAGGUGUUACUUCUUUUCUCUGAUGGCUUGGAUGAUGAUACAAUAACCCUUCAACAUAAAUCUGAAGAAUUUAGAAAGCAAGGACUGGAUGGAUUAAUAACAGUUGCCCUGGAAGGAGCCACCAACAUUAAUGAACUUCUGCAUAUUGAAUUUGGAAAAGGAUAUGGAUAUAAUAACCAAUUAACUAUUGGCACCCAUAAUAUUGACAGCAUUCUAUUAGAGUAUGUGGACAAAAUUGCCGAGAGAACAUGCUGCUGCGUGCAUUGCAAAUGUGUGGGAGAGGAAGGACCCCGGGGACAAACAGCGGAAAUGGGAUCUCAGGGACCUACUGGUUUUGAUGGCCCUCGAGGACAUUCAGGAGAUGAUGGAGAGCCAGGUCCCCGUGGACUCCAUGGCCCAAUGGGUCAACAAGGUGACAGAGGAAACAAGGGCAGAAAAGGAGAGAAAGGGCUGAGAGGCAUGCUGGGAGAAAAGGGAGAGAACGGGAUUGAUGGACUUGAUGGAAUUGAUGGAGAAGAGGGAACAAGUGGAUUUCCAGGACUCAAAGGAGAAAAGGGGGACUCAGGCGAUGCGGGCAGCUCAGGACCAAGUGGGCUUCCUGGUGACCAGGGUCAGAAAGGCUUCCCAGGAGAUCCUGGUGAUUCCGGAGAGGAUAAUGUCGUAAGAGGACCAGUUGGUCUCAAAGGGAUAAAAGGAAGAAUGGGAGAAAAAGGACCAGAUGGCUCAGCAGGGAGGGAAGGAUCCAAAGGAAGGAAUGGAGCUGAGGGACGAAGAGGACCUCCAGGUGCACCAGGACAGAAUGGAAUCCCUGGUCCAAAUGGUUUGCAAGGAGAGCAAGGAUUUCAUGGUCCACAGGGGACAACAGGAAUUACUGGUGUGAAAGGCGAGAAAGGACAAUCAGGAAAUAAAGGAAGUCAGGGAGGUUUUGGAGUAGUGGGACCAAAAGGAAAUCCAGGGAAGCCUGGACUCAGAGGAAAUAAGGGAGAAACUGGGGAUCAUGGAGAAAAAGGAGAAAGGGGUUCCCAUGGCCAGCGAGGAAUGAGGGGGGAAGAAGGACCACCUGGAUAUGGCAAACCAGGAAUUAAAGGAUCAAAGGGAGAAGAAGGUUUCCCAGGGAGCUUUGGAGUUCAGGGUAUACCUGGAGACAAAGGUAUUCCUGGGGAACCUGGCCAAAAAGGGAGCCGAGGAAGAAUGGGCAUUCCAGGACUGAAGGGUGAAACAGGUGAUCCAGGAAUAAGAGGCUAUCCAGGAUAUCCAGGAUCAAAAGGAGCAAAGGGACUUCCAUUUUUUGAGCCCUGUGAUGUCAUUAAAUAUGUGCGUGAACAAAGCCCUUGCUGGAUAGGAAGAACUCAGUGCCCUGUAUAUCCCACCGAAUUAGUGUUUGCCUUGGACUUAUCUCAAGAUACUACACCCCAGUCAUUUGAACAAAUGAGAGAGAUCAUCAUAGCCAUUGUGAACAAUACCAGAAUCAGAGAGAGCAAUUGCCCAGUGGGAGCCAGAGUGGCCGUGGUGUCCUACAACUCCAAUACCCACUAUCUGAUCCGCUUCUUAGAUUUCCAGAGCAAAAACCAGUUGAUCCAGGAGAUCAAUACUCUUUCCUACCAGAGAUCUACAAGUGGAAGAGACCUUGGUGGGUCUAUGAGGUUUGUUGCCAGGAAUGUCUUCAAGAGAACUAUGUCAGGUGCUAAUGUGAGAAGGGUUGCUGUGUUUUUCAGCAAUGGCCAAUCUGACGAUCCAAGUUCUAUUGACACAGCGGUCCUGGAGUUCAGUGCCUUAGAUAUCCAUCCAGUGGUCGUCGCUUUUAGGAACACCCCUCAUGUCAACCGUGCUUUUGCGAUGGAUACCACAAGACUGUUUCAAGUUAUUAAUCUUCAACAGGAGAGAGAUUAUGGUCCAGCCUUGGAAAGAAUGCAGUCUUGUGUACUUUGCUAUGACAAAUGCGACCCAGAUGAAUCUUGCUUCCGUCAUGAAACCUCCCCACCUCAGCCCUACAUGGAUGCCGCUUUCAUUUUAGAAAGCUCACGGAGAAUAAGCCCUGCUGAAUUUAAGCAGCUGAAAGGUUUCCUAGGUGCAGCGAUAGACAACUUUGACAUUUCUGCUAAACCAGACACCUCUUUGGAAGGUGACAGGGUGGCUGUGGUGAGCCACACUCCACUAAAUUUCAGACCUCAGACCCACAUGCAUCCAGCUAAAAUUGAAUUUGACUUUGUGGCUUUUAGAAGUAAAGGACGAAUGAAGAGGCACAUCCAGGAGUCUCUCCAGCCGCUGAAUGGAUCAGCCGCCAUUGGCCAUGCCAUACAGUGGACAAUCAGCAACGUAUUUUCAGUAGCACGCAACCAGAGGAAAUCGAAGGCUAUUUUUGUUAUAUCUGCUGGAAGAACGAGUCAGUGGGACAAGGGGGUGCUGAGCGACGCAUCCCUGAGAGCCAAGUGCCAGGGCUAUGCUUUCUUCGUGCUCUCCUUGGGGCGUGAGUAUGAUCACACAGAACUUGAGCAACUGGCGAGCUUCCCCCUGGAGCAGCACUUGUUACAGCUUGGCCGAAAUCACAAGGCCGAGCUUGGCUAUGCCGUGAAUUUUUUGAAACCGUUUGUACAUCUCCUCAAGGCUAACGUCAACAACUAUCCAGAAGUACAUCUUAAGACGAGAUGUGCAGAAAUCAACACCCGGAUGCCUAUGUAUGUCCCACAGUAUCAAAUACCCAUUUCUCCAGAGGGAAGCAAGACUGUAUCAAGAGGAGAUGAGGCUGUAAAUAUGGAGUACCUACUAAGUGAUUCUAGCCCCCCUGGACAUGUCGUCAGCAAUGCAUAACAGACUUUCGUAUUUGAAAAUUACCAAAAUGAGCUGGCUAUACAGCCUCUAGAAGUCUUGCCAAGGAGUAUUUCACUGUCAUCAUUUCUGCUUCAUUUGUCCAAUCUAACAAAUCUCUAUGAAAACAAGAGUUUUCUCAAAGUUCUGAUGACAAUUUUGCAGUGGUGAGGGACAGAAUUUUGAAAGGCAGAAUGAAGAAUGAAUGCAUUAGAAGAUUUUCAUCUGUGGCUCCACCUACUGCUUUCAAAAAAGAGGGAAAUCAUGAAAUAUAGAAGGCUACAAACCAUAAUACUGGUGUUCUGCUUUCAAUGGCUUUCACCAUGUUCAGCCUAAUAAAUAUACUUGGGACGUGAUACAUGUUGUAGCUAGGAGCUUGUGGCCAUGUCCAGGGCUAUUGUUCAACCUCACAAAUGCCUCAUCACUGAUAUCCCAAUUCCAUUUUAAUUAUUUUUAAAAGUAUAUUUUGUUUCCUAACUCUCUUUUUUAAUAUCCUUUAUAGUUGUGCUUGCUGUUGAUUGUCUAAUGAAGUUCUGGGACACCAGUGCUAAAAAACUGGUGCACCUUUGCAACACUCCUCAGAAUCUGGAGACUCUAACAUACUAUACCAGACCUUCUCAAUAGGCCCAGAAUAGAUGCAUGAACACAUGAGAAAUUCUGUUGGAAUCAAAUGGGUGAAACAAAAAGAAACAUACUCCUCCAUUUCUGUGUCUUCAGUGAUCUUCCUGUAAUAGGUAGCUAGAACUUGUAGCAACAGUUUAGGAUCUCUUACUCUAAAUCCCAGAAACAAUAAAGAAUAAAGUUAAUAAUGCACAAUAAAUAACUUUAGGUUAAAAUCCCUUCUGCCUUUAUAAUAAAAUUGUUGCUUUUAUACGAUCAGGGCUUUUUUUGUCAUAGAAUGCACCGGAACAGCGUUCUGGCACCGUUUUUUAGCAGAUCAGCAGCAAACAUCAUUAACAUAGUGCCUGCAGG